AUGACUCUCAAUGCCUCACACAACAACAUAACUGAGCUCAAUGAAAAAACCGCGAUCAAUUUGGUGUUAUUACAAGACAUCGACUUUUCAUACAAUCAAAUCGAAACAUUGACCGACCUGAGCAAUAUUUCAUCGCAAUUGGUGAUAGUGAAUUUUUCACACAACAAAAUCCAUUACGUCGAAGCAAAUGCAUUUCAAAAACUGAGCGAAUUGAAAUUAUUGGACUUGAGCUAUAAUUUUAUUCGAGUGAUGCCGGAUAAUGUUUUUCGGAAUAACACAAAAUUGAAAGAGUUAAACUUGGAAAAUAGCCAAAUCAAUCGACUCUGGUGCGUCGAAUGCUUCCAAAAUCUCAUUCAUCUCAAUGUUGCCCACAAUUUUAUUGCACAAACCAGAGCAUUGAUCGAACAACUUGGAACAAAAGUUGAAGUUUUGGAUUUAACCUCAAACUAUUUGCCAGUGGCUCACUUCAGUUUGUUUGAGAAAUGUCACAAUUUACAAAGUCUCAAUUUAAGCCAGACACAUUUACGCGAAAUUUAUACGGAUAGCCUGAGCACCGAAUGGAAUUUGCGCACUUUGGAUCUCUCUAACAAUUAUCUGAAGGAAAUUGACCUGAAAUCACGUGGAACGUUUAAAAAUGUAAUAUUUCUUUACUUGAAUGGAAACAAUUUGACAAGAUUAAACGGAAUGGACGUUGUAAAUGUGCCAAAGCUUGAACUAUUGAACAUCAGCAAUAACUCAAUUCCAUGCGAAGAUUUGAAGGAUUUUCUAAGAAGUAGACAGCAUUACACGUUCGCCGGUGAACCACGGGAUCAGAAAAAUGGCCACUGCAGAGUCUGCCUAAAUGAAGUGGAAUUUGGCGGAAAUAUCAUCCGAGAUGCAGAAGAUAUUAUUAAUUUGAAAUAA
This is a messenger RNA of Sitodiplosis mosellana (orange wheat blossom midge), 903 nucleotides long. Its product is annotated as leucine-rich repeats and immunoglobulin-like domains protein 1. Bases 1 to 903 code for a protein of 300 amino acids. The transcript has a single exon. The record is from RefSeq and is a predicted model, not a curated record. Gene Ontology annotation, molecular function: protein binding. NCBI's taxonomy places the organism in Eukaryota, Metazoa, Arthropoda, Insecta, Diptera, Cecidomyiidae. Gene Ontology annotation, cellular component: extracellular matrix.